Messenger RNA from Aricia agestis (brown argus), 1211 nucleotides. RefSeq lists its product as uncharacterized. Bases 1 to 1188 code for a protein of 395 amino acids. The transcript has 8 exons. The record is from RefSeq and is a predicted model, not a curated record. Gene Ontology annotation, biological process: detection of chemical stimulus involved in sensory perception of smell; sensory perception of smell. Gene Ontology annotation, cellular component: plasma membrane. Lineage: Eukaryota; Metazoa; Arthropoda; Insecta; Lepidoptera; Lycaenidae. Gene Ontology annotation, molecular function: olfactory receptor activity; odorant binding.
AUGGUGUUGGAAACUUUUGGCACCUUUCGUUCAACAUAUCAACUGACCAGCUUUACACUGUUGAUUUCAAUGAUGUAUCCACACCCGAAAACCAUAAAACGACGUUUUUUGGUGUUAAUGACGCUGGUCGCUCUGCCAGUAGUUAUAUUCGUGCUGAUCGACAGUUACAACAGUUUCAUGAGGAAAGACCUUCUCAAUCUUGUAUAUCAUUCCACUGUUGUUGGGCCGUACUUGGGGGGUGUGACGAAGAUAGCCGCAUCACUGUACAUGUCCAAACUCGGCGACGAACUGAUCAAUGAAAUCGAUCGAGACUAUCGCUUGCUGAACACCAUGCCCGAGUCCUACAAGAGGCUAGCCCGAGCCGUGAUCAUCAAUUCUUGGAAGUACUGCGAGAAAUGCUGGUUCUGGGUAGUGUUGCUAUCCGUCGCCACCUUCCCCGGUAUGGCGAUGGUACUCAACCUGAAAGGCGCCUUCUUCGAUGAGAAACCCCAGCGGCACAUGGUACACGACGUGGUGAUACCACUCACGGAUCUGGAGUACAGAUUCGAAACUCCCGCGUACGAAAUCGUGUUUGCCGUUAUGGUGUAUAUAACUUUCCUGAUCAUGAUAUACUAUAUCGGUUAUGAUGCUUUCUUUGCGAUCAGUUUGAAUCACGCGUGUUUGAAGAUCGAUAUGUACUGUUUGGCGUUUGAAGACGCGUUGAAAUGUAAAGAUAAUAGUGAAAGGUGCAGAAAGUUGGGUCGUGUGGUGAAAGAACAGUUGCGAUUGUAUGAAUACGUUGAAAAAAUUCAAGGAUUCUUCAACAUCUAUCUCGGCGUGAUUCUGUUUGCUGCCCUUAUUCAAAUCGGCACAUGUCUGUACCAUGUUAAAGAGGUAAGUAGUUUUAUCAUCGAGGAGUUCGAGAUCCAGUACGUGAUGAUGGGGUGGGGCACCAUCUGCUGCAUCUUCUACCCCUGCGCCUUCGCAACCAAACUCAGGUUUGCGUCAGAGGAGUCUGCAGUGAGAUUCUACUGCGGCGGCUGGGAGGACAUCCACUGUGUCAGCACCAGGCGAACCGUGCUGUUCGUGAUCACCAGAGCUCAGAUUCCUAUUGAGAUAAAAGGUUUCAACUGGAUACCGUUUAAUAUGGACCUUUUUGUUUCUAUAUUGAAAUCGGCUUACUCCAUUUACACUUUACUAUGUUCAUAAAACAAAACGUUUUGGGACACGCU